AUGGCACGCCAGGCCUCCAUCCUCGCUCCCACAGCAGCAAGUCUGUCUGAUACGCUUCGAAUACCCUCCUCCGCAGCUCCGUUGAUCAAAUCGCUGGGCAAGCUUUCGCGGCCCUCUCUUAUUUCCCUGGUACUUCAAUGGCUAGAAAAUAAGAAUUUACCCAGCUGCAGGCCAUAUCUACUCUCUGACGAGUCGAAGUCGCAGGAUCAAGAUGACGAGACGAAUCCGUAUACGCCAGCUGAAAGCGUCGAGGAACUAAGGAUAAUAUACGAGGACUUUCGAGGUCGAAAGGGCGGGAAACGGGAGAUAAUUGACCGGAUCCUAGAAGGGGACUGGCGACGAGGCUUAACGCUUCGCCAGCUUGCGAUGGCGGACGCACAAUAUAUCGAGGAGCACCCUACAAGCCAUCGGUGGACGGUGCUCAGGAUAGAAGCAAGCAGCGCUUCAGCGAGCUCUAGUACAAACGAUACACAGAGCGGCAAUGAUGAUGCGACAGCUCUCCCACAGUUUCAGGCUUCAACUUUUCUCAAAGCUAUGCAGCGCGAAAUAUCACCCCUCGUCAAAGCGCAUUAUCAUGUUCACCGAUUUCACUCGCUCCCUCUAACACUUGUUCGGAUACUCGCCAUCGACUCACCUUACCAAUCCCCGCGCCAAUCUCCGUAUACAUUUACGGAUACCUCAAGGUUGAUCUACCUCGCCUUCCCGGACAGCGCACCGUUUAUAUAUUCCUCGCUCGUUUCCAUACCAAGCUCAAAGAAGGAUGGGACUACUAAUACAUAUUCUACCGACAUUCGGACCUUACGGCGCAUUAUCAAUGAUGCGAUCCCCAAAGCACUCUCACGCCCGCAGCGCCGGUAUACGUUAACUUCAACAUCCCUGGCGGCUAAGAGCCUUCAUACCUUGCUUACACUCCGAGGGCCAUGGAGGACGAACUCUGCCAAUGGGGCAUUUACAGUGUUUUCAGACGCGGUUGCUGAAACUGGGCCUCUAGAACCGAGGCUAAGCACCGACGUUCCGUUCACGAACAAUAAUACUGAAAAUAUAAAUCGUGAUACCUCAAAUGACCAAGAGAACCAAACCCUCAACCAUUCGAAGAAACAGAAACGACCCCUUCCAGAACUAAAAUCCAAUGCACAAACACUUAAGAAGCGAAAACAAGCCAUAAUAUCUCGUUUCGGAACUACCGGUGACCCUAAUCGUGUACUCUCUUCUUUCAACCCAACGCUAAAGCCUAUUGAUAGCAGCAAAGGCUCUUCUAUUCCUAAAGUCCAACCAUCCACCAGCCAAUCCCUGCCACAAAUAACUCCCAAUCCUGUCUUAGACCGCCUACAAAUUCAUCUUCAAGAUCAUCCAACAUUAGCCCCGGAUCCAUCUCCUCCUCAUACCGUGGUCUCACUCACAUUCUCGGGCUCAGAUGUUGUAGCGGGCCUACGACAACUGGCUGAGUUAGGUGUGAUUGAUGCUACCCGGAUGCCGUCGUGGAUGACAGGCGAGGAAGGGGUGAGCACUGCUGUGAUUAAAGGAGGUACAAGGGUGUCAUAA
Arthroderma uncinatum is the source of this 1542-nucleotide messenger RNA. RefSeq lists its product as uncharacterized. Lineage: Eukaryota; Fungi; Ascomycota; Eurotiomycetes; Onygenales; Arthrodermataceae. The record is from RefSeq and is a predicted model, not a curated record. Gene Ontology annotation, biological process: chromosome segregation; CENP-A containing chromatin assembly. The coding region runs from base 1 to 1542 and encodes 513 amino acids. The transcript has a single exon.